AUGGCCAUUGUUGCCAACCCGGAGCCGAACGCCACAUUUUUCACAUUGGAUCAUCUCAACGCCCACAACGUCUUGGAGCACGACGCAAGUUUGAGUCGCACAGAUGCUUUCUUUGGAAGUAAUCACAUCUUCAACCAAACUAUAUUUGAUGAGUCACGAGCCUACUGGACCAAAGAUGUUCUUGACGCGGAUCAGCUGGCCAACAGCAAGAUCGCCCGCCAAAUCAACUCCAAAGCUUUCAAUCCCAACUAUACCUUCACUGCAUCCGUGGAGAACUUCAGUCUCGGGGAGGUUGCUGCUCCAAUCAUUGCGUUUGGGGAUAUCAGCAGUAGCACCGUCAACAGGACCUUGGUCGAGUAUUUCUUCUGUAAGUUCUGGAAACUCGAAGUCGUUCUGUCAAACUCGGUUUAA
This is a messenger RNA of Colletotrichum spaethianum, 411 nucleotides long. RefSeq names its product putative sterigmatocystin biosynthesis peroxidase stcC. Gene Ontology annotation, molecular function: peroxidase activity. The transcript has 3 exons. NCBI's taxonomy places the organism in Eukaryota, Fungi, Ascomycota, Sordariomycetes, Glomerellales, Glomerellaceae. The record is from RefSeq and is a predicted model, not a curated record. The coding region runs from base 1 to 411 and encodes 136 amino acids.